This is a messenger RNA of Entrophospora candida, 147 nucleotides long. NCBI's taxonomy places the organism in Eukaryota, Fungi, Glomeromycota, Glomeromycetes, Entrophosporales, Entrophosporaceae. The record is from the annotation of a GenBank genome assembly.
AUGUUAGAGGUUUCCGGUGUUGGAGCUAUAUGUAAAUCGGAAGGAGUAUCAGCAGAAUUAUCAUCACCAUCAUCGAUUAUUAUUAGAUAUUUUGAUUUUGCAAAUUUGACUAGAUCACUUACUUCCUCACAUACAAAAAUCAAUCAA